CCUUGCCUUCCGGUCGUAUUUAGCACCUCCUUCAAGGAGCUGGCAAGAAGAGAGCAGCCUCCAUGCGAGUCAGUGGAGACCGAUCCUUUCACAUUCAGCUGGGCACUGGAUUUGGGCUUAGAAGAGCUUUGAUGCGGCAAUGGAGGUGUCAAUGUAUUAGAUGUCUCUUUGCUGUAGCCUGAGAUGUACUCUUUCCAGAGGAUCUUUUGCUGUAAUUUAGAUUUAAUAUAUUCCUUGUAUAUUUCCAUUUUUCAGCCUGGCUACAGGAUAAUUACAGGCGAUUUACAGUACGGUCGUAUCCCCGUCUACUCCGAAGGAAUCUCCUAUAUAUUUCAAUGGGACUUGCUCCCUACACAGUGCUGUUGUGCAGUCUUCCUGAUCUUCCUUUUUGGAGAUUUCUGGUUUAUCUCAGCAUUUUAUGCACUUUGGCUGUACCUUGACUGGGAAACACCCCAAAAUGGAGGGAGAAGAUCUAAAUGGGUACGAAAUUGGACUGUAUGGAGAUACUUUAAAGAAUACUUUCCAAUACAUCUCAUAAAAACCUCAGAUUUGGAUCCAAGCCACAACUACCUCUUUGGAUUUCACCCACAUGGUGUCCUUGUUGCCGGAGCCUUUGGAAACUUUUGCACAGAAUACACAGGUUUUCAGAAAUUAUUCCCUGGUCUGACUCCAUAUCUGCACAUAUUGCCUUUCUGGUUCAGAUGCCCUUUCUUCAGAGAGUAUAUUAUGUGUGCUGGGCUGGUUUCAGCUACCAAGCGGAGUGUGUCUCAUGUGCUGAGCAAUGAAAAAGGUGGCAACAUUUCAGUGAUAGUCAUUGGAGGGGCAGAAGAGUCUUUGGAUGCCCGCCCAGGAAGCUUAACUCUGAAUAUCCUCAAAAGGAAAGGUUUCAUUAAGGUUGCUUUGAAACACGGGGCUCAAUUGGUGCCAGUGUUUUCUUUUGGUGAAAAUGAACUAUUCAAGCAAAUUUCAAAUCCAAAAGGAUCAUGGCUUAGAACAUGGCAGGAAAAACUGCAGAAGAUUAUGGGUUUUGCUUUGCCCCUGUUUCAUGGCAGAGGGAUAUUUCAGUAUAGUUUUGGCUUGAUGCCUUACAGGAAACCUAUUCACACUGUUGUUGGGGAUCCUAUUGUGGUGAAACAGAAUCUGAAUCCCACCAUUGAAGAGAUUGAUCAACUCCAUCAGAAAUAUCUGCAAGAGCUACAAAAGUUAUUUGACAAAAACAAAGAAAAGUAUGGAAUACCAGAGCAGAUGUCUCUCACUUUUACCUAAACAGAAGGACACUGAAAAUCUGAUUUAAAGGCUUGUGGUGAAAAUGAACUUUUAAUGUCACUCUUUUCUCUUUUCCUCUUUCUCCCUCCGCUCUGCAAGAUUUCCAGGAAUUACACUCUUCUUGUGUGACUAAAUUCAGUGUGACUUAUGAAAAGAUCUAUUAGAUUUUAAAGAAAAAGUAUGAUCACUGUAUGAAACUAAUUCCAUUAGUUUGUGAGGCUCACUGGAAAUGUUUCCUUCCUUCAUUCUCUAGGUAGACGUGCGUUGGUUAAGGGAAGGGCAGGCAGAUGGUAGAGCUGGAUCUGUAGAUCAGUACAUGCUUUGCAAUCCAGCAAACAGACCAGGAACCCCAGCUAGUUACCUGUAACAGCAACAAAAUCUCAGGAGACUCCUGUUCCCUAAAUGGAACUGCCACAUUGAAGAAACCUUAGGGGUAACCAGUAGAUUUUUGUAUAGACAAACUGGAUUGCGGAAGUCAAAAAGCAAAUGCCUGAACUCAUAAUUCUUUGAUUCUAAGUGUAUGCCUUUUGCAUUAGGCUCUGAUUAAAGUCAAGGAAGGAAAAAGGAAGAUCCUGCAGAAACACAGAAUGCUGGAAACAUUUUGAAGAAUGCUUUUUUGAGAAUGAAUCAGUUCUAAUAGCCUUUGGCUCCUAUGUCUUCUGCCAUGUCCCAUUUUGCAUGUAUGAACACCUUUUGAAACACAUGUGGUUUUUCAAAUCAAAAUAGGAGCCAUGCUCUUGCAGUUUCUAUUUAUAUCAUGGUGAGCGCAGAGUGGGCAUUCUGAGUAGAGUGUUCCAUUGUUCAUGUGUUUUUGUUUUUUGAACAGCUUCAGGGAUAUGUUGUGUUUAUUUGACUUGGUUGAAUUAUUUUUAUUGUUAUUGUUAACUGGAAACUGCAUCUCUCUCUGUGUCUAUAUCUGUCCUAACUGCAAUGUCAAUAUGUGGCAUUUUAGGCUUUCCUAAGCCAUAUGGUAUUCUGCCUGAAGUGGUUUAAUAAGCCAUAAACCCUAUUUUAACAGGGGUAGUAAUUUGGUACUUUUGUAAUAGGUGCAUUUGUCUAAUCAUGAUUCUCUGUGGGAUUUAUUUUAACCUACUCUAAAAAAUGUGAGGAGGAACUCAAAAACAUUUUUGAUUUCAAAGGAGUGAUGUAUGCUCUAGAUUUUUUGGCUCAGAGUUCAUUCUCCAAAGGGAUAAGAAAUAAAAGUAGUAUGUUGUAGUCCAAUUUUAAAAAUAUUAGGGCUGAGCUGAAUAUUCCCUAGGUUUGAUUAUGGUUGAAAAAUAUAACCAUUACAAAGGGAUUUUUUUCACCCAGUUUACGUGAACAUUUCCCCUAUUGUUUCCCCUGGUGGUGGCUACAUCAAUGCCAAUUUCAUCGACCCAUAGCUGGGGUUUUUUGCUCAUUAAUCUAUCUGCAGAUUAGAGAUACAGUGAUUCUCAUUAAUAAGGUAUCAUUUGCUGACCAUCAUAAUAUGUUGCCAUGCAAAUUUGGCAUCAUGACCACAGCAGUCCAAACCCUGGACUGUAGAAAUAUACUUCAGAUGAUGGAUAAUGGGCCAGUAGUCUGAUUACAUAAGACUGCUUCUUAUGUCUCGAUGAAGGCAAUUCUGAUUUAAAGUGAUGCUUCUUAUACUGGUCACAUCAUAGCCAAUCAGGGAUCACUCUAACAAUUUAUCACUUUUCACAGUCCUUUUAAAGUGUUCUGACUUCAUUUUUUCAAAAUCCUAUCAACCCACCCCUUGUUUCCACUCAGCCUUAGUUAAUAUAUCCUCACUUCCUUUUAAAAGGGAUGUUUGAUUCUGAUGAACAAACAGCUAGGAACAAUAAAUUAUUUUGAUACCAA
Molecule: messenger RNA, 3105 nt
Organism: Varanus komodoensis (Komodo dragon)
Lineage: Eukaryota; Metazoa; Chordata; Lepidosauria; Squamata; Varanidae
Gene: MOGAT1
Product: monoacylglycerol O-acyltransferase 1
Exons: 6
Coding region: 184-1266 (360 amino acids)
Biological process (GO): diacylglycerol biosynthetic process; triglyceride biosynthetic process
Cellular component (GO): endoplasmic reticulum membrane
Molecular function (GO): diacylglycerol O-acyltransferase activity
Source: RefSeq, a predicted model, not a curated record